Messenger RNA from Ceraceosorus guamensis, 2646 nucleotides. RefSeq lists its product as hypothetical. NCBI's taxonomy places the organism in Eukaryota, Fungi, Basidiomycota, Exobasidiomycetes, Ceraceosorales, Ceraceosoraceae. The transcript is spliced from 2 exons. The coding region runs from base 1 to 2238 and encodes 745 amino acids. Gene Ontology annotation, biological process: protein dephosphorylation. The record is from RefSeq and is a predicted model, not a curated record. Gene Ontology annotation, molecular function: protein phosphatase regulator activity. Gene Ontology annotation, cellular component: protein phosphatase 4 complex; nucleus; cytoplasm.
AUGCGAUGCGAUCGAGAUGCUGCUGGUGAUGAUCUCUGUACUCAAACGCAGCUGACCAUCAUCAACUCGCUCAUUCACACUCACACUCUCCACCUCACCUUACUCACACGUACGUACGUACGCAGCAUACAGAAAGCCGAUUCGCUCAGCAUGUCCAGCUCGACCAGUCCAGCUGCAGCGCAAGCUUGCAGCUCAGGCUCAGGCACAGGCACAGGCUCAGGCUCAGGCUCAAAAGGGGGUAUGGGCUCAUCCAGCGCACAAGCCAACGCACUCGGCAUCUCCUCGUCCAGCUCAUCCAGUGCGCUCCUAUCGCUGACACCCACUCACCAACAAGCGCUCCAACAAAUCUCCAGCACCGAUCAGCUGCCCGAAGACUUGGACUGGAAAGAGAUGAAGAGCGCGAUGAUUUCACAUUUGAGAUGCGUGGUGCAGCAGUGGGAUACGAGGUUCGAGAGGGGGAAAGAGAUUCAUAGAGCUGCUAGGAAUGUAGCGUCGUCGGAUGCGGUGCAGGUGCAACAGAUGCAGAUGCAGACGCAGACGCAGCACCAGAUGCAGGGCCAAACAUCUCAACCCAAUGGCGAUUAUCUCGAGCGCCCGCCCACCAAUAUCCUGUCCGACGCUGAGUCUGCUUCCACCUUGCAAAGCGUGCAUCAACCGCCCGUUUCCGCAUCCGCAUCCGCAUCCGCAGCGACAACGGUUGACGAUGAUGAUGUCGUUCUCCCCGCCGAUCUGUCCAACUUUUACCCAAGCAAGACCACAGCUCCGCUGAGCAAGCCAUGGUAUGGAACGUGGGGCUUGCACUUGGAAGGUCAAGCGUUGGAGGAUGAAGUGCAAGAUGUUUGCGCAAGGAUAGAAGCUUUCGACAACGCGCCCUUUACGAUUCAACGUCUAGCCGAGCUCAUGUUGAAUCCCAACGAGCACGCGCGGACAGUCAGCAAAUACCUUUCGAGUCUCAAGCGCGUACUUUCAGUGACUGCAUCUCACGCAUCCUUCCUCGACAUCGAAAGCACUCGUUCUGCAAAUGUCCCAAGCACGGACGCGAACGGGAGCGGAAGUGGAAGCGGGAUGGUUGGUGGGACGUAUGUGAGAGAAGGAUCCAUCUUUUCAGAGACUGGAUCCACAUCCACCUCCUCAUCAGUUGGCUCUUACGAUACGCUCGCACCUCUAAGCAAUCCAAUCUUUUCUCCCAUUCCUUUUCUGAUCCGACCAUCCUCCGAAGAAGGCCCACUUGCUUCCAGCUCUCAACUGGAUCUAGAUCUCGACCUGACUUCCUCUUCUUCUCAUCCCGACGCUUUCGAAGCUGUUGGUGCGAGCACAAAUCCGGACGAAGCGAUGGGCUUGGACUUGGGUUUGGGACUGGGCCUUGGACUUGAAGGAGCUGCAAAUGGGAACGAAAAUGAGGAUGGCAAUGGAGCUGCAACGCGUGGGUUUGGGUUGCAUGGAGCAGGAGCAGGAGCAAGCGCGGGCGUGGGAGGACCGGGAGCUGAAUUGGCAGGAGCGGACAGGACGACGUCAGAUGCGCAAAGGCUCGCUCAAGUUCAAGGAAGAGGGACUGGCGCGCCCGGAACACCCGGUGCGAUCGGUAGCGCGAGUACGAGCGCGUCUAAUCCUACCACUACUGCUACUGCUGCUGCUGCUUUCUCGUUGCUCGAAUCGCAGCCUGUGCAGCAUCUCGAAGCACAGCAGCAGGCGCACGCGAAAGAGAUGGCUGGUAAAGUGGCAGCUAGGGAUGCCGGAGCGAAUACGAGCGCAAAGUCGACGCGCAUGGACGAUGGUCAGAUCGGUGCGAGCGACAAUGGCAAUGAGCACGCGACGCAACGGUCCAAUGGAGACUUUGCGAGUACGACUGGUCAUUCUGCCAACCCGAUAGUCGGCGCCACUACGAGUGCAGGUGCGGGUGCGGGUACCGGUACGGGUGUUGCUACAGCAGCUGCAGGAGGUGCAGGAGGAGGGGCUAGAGCUCCAAAUGUGCCUACGGUACCUCUUGGUGUGCCCAAAGGAAAAGUGGACGAAUUGGACGACGUAGAGAAUCACCCUUCGACGAGGACGACGACGACGGGUGGUGCUGCCCCUCUUGCCGCGUCUGCUGCUGCUGCUGCUGCUGCUGCUUCGACUGCUGAGGGAAAGCAAGCAGAGGGAAACGAGAUGCAGGUGGAUGGGGAUGGGAUGUUGAAUUUGGAUAGGCAACAGCCGGAACAAGAAGAAGAGGGCAAGAGAGCAAAGAGGAGCAGAGCGUGAGACAAGGGGGUGGGGGGAGAAAACGGGGAAAGAAUGACAGACAAAAGAAGACAAAUGGCAAAAAGGAUCAUCUUCCCUCCUUUCUCCCACGCUUCUCUUUUGUCCCCCUCCCCCUCUCUUCCCCUCAUCACCCUUUUCUACUCGUCUCGUAUCCCUUUGGCUAUGCUUGUCACGAUGUUGCGAAUUCUGCAAAAGUCAUCCCCCUCGCUCCACCUUGCGCCUCACGCCCACCUGCGCCUUCACGCAUCUUGAUGAUGCUCUUGUCUUGUGUCGCCGAGCAUCCUAUACAGCUUACAUGCAGUCCAUCAAGAAACAUGCUCGAUCUGGGGACGCGCGCCUCAAAGUCGACGGAACGCAAGUUGUAUAAAAGCGACUUGCAAAUUAAUCUUGCGCGAGCGACGUUUGGAC